CGCCUUCGAGAAUGGUGCACGGUGCCUUCUGGCGCCGGGUGGAAGAGCUGCGCCGCUCGGUGCGGACGAAGAUGACGGAGGCGAGGACGUUUUUCCUACGGCGCGCAUUUCUCCUGCUUCACUGAAACCGUGGGUUCACCGAGAUCGUCUGCUGUGACUCGUCUACUUGACCCGUCUGCUUGACCCGUCUGUGUGGGUUCGCCUGAUUUAGCCCAUCUGCUGUGAACCGUCUGCUCUGACCCGUCUGCUCUGACCCGUCUGCUCUGACCCGUCUGCUCUGACCCGUCCUGCUUUGACUCGUCUGCUCUGACAACCUGUCUGCUCUGAGAGCCCGUAUGCUCAGACCCGUCUGCUCUGAGAACCCGUAUGCUCUGACCCGUCUGCGCUGACCCGUCUGCAGUGAUCACGUCUGCUCUGACUUCGCCUGCACCGAUCUCGUCUGCUGCGACCCUUGUGUCGUUCUUACUUCCUUUCAAAUCUUCCCGCGGACGUUUGCUGAUCCCAGGAAAAAAAAAAAUCUGUACAUUGGCCGUCUGCUAUUCGUUGGGUCUCUGACGCCUGCUCCAAGUUUGACGUCAUCGCGCCGUGCGACGACGGAACGCUGGUGGUGUGAUUUCAGUGACACAAGAUCGUCCCACGUAGUAGGGCUUCCGAAGCAUUUCCUGUUCGGCCGCCAUCUGCUCGAAGUAAUAGGACGGCGGGAAUUAAGCAACACCCGUUGGUCGGCCACUGUCAGCGACGCCGUGGGAUUCUGUGCCGGCAGUGUUGUGUCUAUUGGGGUGAAAACGCGGCCGAGUGGCUGAAUGUCUCUGUGGAUAACUGUUUGGCUCGCACCCCGCCUGACACUCUUGUCUCGUGUUUUGACUUUCGUGGCGUAAAAGUAGAAGUCGCGGAAUUCAGAACGUCGUCGGCGUCGGCAACCCCGUGGAGCAUUGGUACCGUGCACGAUCGAACCAUUGUUCGCAAAUCUUGUUUGUUAAGCGUAUCGGUGUUGUUGUCAGCUUUGAAGCCUUGCUGGUAGAAUCGCGCAUUCAAUGUCUUCCCGAACAUCUGCGAAACUUAUGCAGCAUUCUCGCGUACUUUGACGUCAACGCGCGACUUCCUUUUCUUUAGGGAAAGCUCGCCUCGCGAAAGAAGAAGAAGAAGAAAAAGAGAAAACGCCUAUAGGUAGUGGAUCGCGGAGAAGUCUUUAGUUUACACUUGCAAACAGUUCGAUGCAUGCUUAUUGCUCGUGAACUACCACCGGCCGAAUUCGCGAACGACGACGUUUGUGCCAAGUUGCUCGAAGUGCGGUUGACGCGAAGAGUGCAUUCACCUUUCGACACGGGAAGUUUGUGACUUGAACCCUAGCCCGUCGUCACAUCGGACUUGGGAGUGUGUCGUCAUUCGACUUUGGCCAACUGCGUUGGAAUCGGAGUCGACAUGUUCUAUAUCACGACAUACUCGAAGAAGGCUCCCCAGGCUAACAUGGCCCCCAACGGCGGGGUGAUGGGCGGCCCACCCCAACAGGGCGGCGUACAGCCGCCAGGUGGCGCUGCUGGGGGUGGCGGCCCCGGCGGCGUGGUGCCCACGGGUGCCGGCGGUGCAGGUGCCGGUGGCCAACCCCCCACGGACCCCAUGAUGGCGCUGCGCUCCAUGGCCACGCAAGGCGGGGCCAGCGCCGGGGGCGCGGGGCCCCCCGGACAGCCUGCACCGGGCCAGCUCAUGGACGGCUCCCAGCCAUCCCAGGGCGGACCAGGGCUCAACCCGCUCGCCAUGCAGCAGCCACGCUUGAUGCAGGUUGGCAACAUGAUGAUGGCAUCACAGGCUCAGCAAGGACCUAUGCAAGGACAACUUCAGAAUCAGCUCCAAGGACAACUUCAGGGUCAACUCCAAGGACAACUUCAAAAUCAACUUCAGGGGCAACUGCAAAACCCGCUGCAGGGCCAACUCCAGGGUCAACUGCAGGGGCAGCUGCAGAACCCCCUUCAGGGCCAGCUGCAAGGGCAGUUACAGGGUCAGCUUCAGGGUCAGCUACAGGGACAGCUACAGGGUCAACUUCAAGGUCAACUUCAGGGCCAGCUUCAAGGGCAGCUUCAGGGCCAACUGCAGAACCAGCUGCAGGGCCAGAUGCGACCUCAGCAGCCGCAGAUGAUGAACAACUGCGUGCCCAUCACCAUGCAGAAGCUGCGGCCCCAGGGACCUGUGCCCAAUGUCUCAGUGGCACCACAGCAAGCAAGCACUGUGCCGAGCCAGUUUCAAAGUCAAGCACCGCCGACGUCAGUGGUGGCAUCUCAGCUGGCUGUACCCACUGCUGCUAGUGUAGCUCCUGUUUCCAGUCAAGGGCCUGGAAGCAAUCAGGGCCCCGUGCCAUCACCGGCUGGAGGGCCGUCCCUGCCAAACAGCGUGCCAAGUCAGAUGGUGCAGUCGCCAGCCGGCGGCUACGCUCCCAGCCCGUCGUCGUCACAGGUUGUGCCUUCGCCUGCGGGAAGCUUUAUGGGCCGCACGCCUGGCACCGUAGGAGCUCCAUCACCAGGCAGCACUUUGAGCACACCAGGCAAUGUUGGAGGUGCCACGCCCAGUCCUGCAGCACGUACCCAGACGGAUGACCAAGCGUACCUGGAGAAGCUGAAGCAGCUGUCUAAGUACAUCGACCCACUGCGAAGGAUGAUUGCACGCAUCGACAAGGACGAAGAUCGCAAGAAAGAGCUCAGCAAGAUGAACAACCUCCUUGAGAUCCUGUCGGACCCCAACAAAAGGUGUCCAAUGGAAACUCUCCUAAAAUGUGAACAGGUCCUGGAGAGGAUGGAAUUGAAAGUGAAAUCGCGUGUAAAACAACUAGCGGAAAGCUUUGUGAGCGGUGCUGGUGCCACAGGCAUCGCCCCCGGGGGUGGCGGACGUCUGCAGGAGCAGAACAUCUGCCAGCCAUUGCUGGACGCAGUGGCCAGCCACAUCAAGUCGCCCAUGUUCAACCACACGUUGAGCCGCGUGUUUGGCCCAGCCAUCACCACCCUGCUGGGCCCUUCACCCAGGAGAGCUUGCAGCUCGCCAGAGAUGCCGGCCAAGCGUCGGCGGCUACCAGAGGAAACGGUGGAGAUUCCCGACCUGUUGCAGGGCGAGAUUGCCCACCUAGACCAGCGCUUCAAGGUGCAACUGGACCCAAGUCAGCACCUAGGCUCUCGCACUGUCCACCUCAUUUGCCAGCUGGAUGACAAGAACCUUCCCUGUGUUCCUCCAAUAACCGUGGCUGUACCAGAAAAUUACCCGAGCCGGCCACCCCAGUGCAAUGCUAGCAGAGAUCAGUACGAUUCGACGCAGUUUCUAAGAAACAUUCUUCACUCAUUAGACGUACACCUCAACAAAAUGCCCGAGAAGUAUUCGGUCACAUCACUUCUAGACACAUGGGAAAUGUGCGUUCGUCAAGCCUGCUCUUUACCAGACACCAUGGUGACGACUGGAAGAGAUUGAUGUAGACUUAAGGCUUAAGUUGACCCACUUUCUCAGGACCUGAUAUCAAUCACCAUGGACACUGCCUUCUCUCAGCGCAUCAUCAGCGCACAUGGCACCAAAAUGUCUUCAUUUUUCUGGCUGGUCCACUUGUACCUUGAUUGUAAAUACUGUUCAUUGUUGCAGAGACAAAAAUACAACAUCCUUGUUCACCA
Messenger RNA from Dermacentor silvarum, 3641 nucleotides. RefSeq names its product mediator of RNA polymerase II transcription subunit 15. The transcript is spliced from 16 exons. Gene Ontology annotation, biological process: regulation of DNA-templated transcription. NCBI's taxonomy places the organism in Eukaryota, Metazoa, Arthropoda, Arachnida, Ixodida, Ixodidae. The record is from RefSeq and is a predicted model, not a curated record. Gene Ontology annotation, molecular function: transcription coregulator activity. Bases 1423 to 3447 code for a protein of 674 amino acids.